CGGCAAUACAGUUCCUGGACAUCCAAACUUCUGUGGUUCCAUAGGAAGCCAGGAUGUACCUGCUGGAUCAUCUGCUUCUGAGAUGUAUCUGCCUCUCACUUUUAAUAUUCCACUUUUCUGAUGCUCGUGCUUCAUACUAUAUUUCAGCCCCUAAUAUUGUAUCCUCUGGAAUCAAUACAACACUUAGUGUUCACUGGUUUGGGAGCAGUUAUUCUGAAAUCAAUGUCACUGCUGGAAUUUUACACCAAGAUGUAACUGUAGUUCAAGCAACACAAGUUUUUCAGAAAGAUUCCAUUGGAAUUAUGUCUAUACCUGCAACUCCAUUGGAUUCUUCCAACUAUUUUUUAUUUGUAAAUGGAUCAGCUGGAAAUGAAUUGAUUUUUUCAAAUAAUUUUGGCCUGACUAUAAAACAAAUUCAAACAAAAACAUUCAUUGAAACGGACAAGAAAAAUUACAGACCUCAGGAAACAGUCAAGAUUAGAAUUAUCACUGUAUAUACUGACUUGACACCAUACAAAGGACCUAUAAAUAUAUAUAUAAGGGAUUCAAGUUAUGACAUUAUAAAACAAAUACUAAAUCAGAACACUGAAUUAGGAGUUUUUUCAACUGAGGUUUUACUACCUGCCAAGUCAGCUCUUGGCUCCUUGUCUAUAAGUGCUGGACCAAAUGGUUAUGAAAGCUAUGAAUCUAUUGUUGUUGUUCAAAAUGAGCCUCCUGAUUUUGAUGUAACAAUAGUGGCUCCUUCAUACUACUAUAAACAAAGCAAACAAGACUUUGUUGGGAAAGUUUUUGCAAACUACAGCAAUGGAAGACCUGUUAAAGGAACUGUAACACUUUCACUAAAUUUUGAUACUUAUAACAUAUAUUAUUAUGAUUCUUAUCCUGAAGAUCUCACUGAUGUGAAUAAAAUAUUUGAGAUAUAUGGAUCUGUAAACUUCAGUUUCUCCUACUCUGAAGCCUUUAAGUGUCCAUUUUGGCAAAGGUUGAUUUUAACAGCUUCAGUGACAGAGGAAAAGACGGGCAAAACAGUGACUGCUUCAUGGUAUAUUCAGAGAGCAACUUCUCAGUACAGAAUUUUUGUUGUUGGUCAACUAGACUAUUCAUUUCCUAAUCAAGCUAUCACAGCAAAGAUCCAGAUCCAAAGAUCAGAUGAUUUGCCUUUAACACAAGAAGAAAUGAAUACAAAUGUUUUAAUUACAUUUGGCAACUACCUUCCAAUUACAAGGACUUACAGCAUUUCAGCAUCUGGAAUUCUAAACAUUCAAAUUCCAUUUUAUGAUUAUUCAUUUCAUUCUAGCCAUUCUUAUGUUCUUUAUAUGACGGCCACUUAUAAAGACUCUACUCAUCAAUGGACCGUGUUCACACCAGACACCUGGUAUUGGAACCCUGCAGUUAACAUUAAAGGGCCAGACACACCUGUACAGACUGGAAUUCCAUUUACCAUAAGUGUUGGAACUGUCCCAGAAGUUCAGUAUGUGUAUUAUGUGGUAAGUGGUGGAGGAGUAAUCGUUGCCGCUGGAAAGACGAGCAACUCUUCAUUUACUCUCACUGCUGAAACCUCAUGGCUUCCCUCUGUGCAAGUCACUGCUUAUUUUAUUAAUCCUGAUGAACGUUUUGGUAGUGAUAUUGGGUUUAAUACUAAGAUAUUUCACAUCACGGGCAACAAGGUUGCUUUGUCAUGGAGUAAAAGCAAAGCAAAGCCUUCAGAAUAUGUGUCUCUGACAAUCAGCAAUAUCACUAAAACUCCUGCUAUUGUGGGCCUGAAAGUGGCUGAUAUAAAUGACAAACUGUCAGGAAAUACAAACAGUCUAGCUGCCAAAGUGGAGAAUAUAUAUUCAGGGAAUUCUUACUCCCCAUAUUCUGAUGGCAACAUUGGCGAUCCCUACAGCUAUGGACUACAAUUACAUAGUAAUGAUCCAAAUAAUGAUCCAAUAAACCAGCCUGUGAAUUUGCGACCUCUUAUUCCUGAGACCUGGAUCUGGUUAGAAACCCAUAUCAGCUCUGGAGUAAAUUCUAGCCUGCAAGUAACUUUACCUCAUAAAGUUAUGACUUGGGUGGCCAGUGCUUUUGUGAUAUCGGAAGGACUUGGUUUGGGAGUGUCAGAGCAAUAUCCUGAGCUUGAAGUUUUCCAACCUCUUCUUCUGACCCUGAAUGCUCCCAGGACUGUAAUCAGAGGCGAAAAUUUCAUUUUAAAAGUUACCCUGGAGGCCUACAUAGCAACAGACUUUCAGGUGACCGUGAUGUUGGAACCUAGUAGCUCCUUUGAAAUAAUUAUUCCAGAUAACAAUACAAAUAGUGUACCAGGACAAAGAAGUGUCUUCAUACAAAGUAAUGGAUCAAAGGAGGUGCUAUUUCCUAUAAAUCCUAAGAAACUUGGUGAGAUGUCUCUCACUGUACAAGCCAACGCUCUGGGAUUUUCAGAUUCUGCAACCCAAACAGUAUUAGUAAAGGCUGAAGGCAUACAGCACUUUUAUUCCAGCAGCGUUAUUUUAAAUGGAACUGAUGGAAAAAAAUUAUCAUUCACUUUUCCUGUUGAUGUGGUAGUCGACACCAAACAAGCAUCUCUCAGCAUUACUGGAAACUUCCUUGCACCAUCAAUUAAAGGUCUUGAAUCACUGAUUCAAUUGCCCACUGGUUGUGGAGAACAAAACAUGAUUCACUUUGCUCCAGUCAUUUAUAUUUUACAAUAUUUAAUAGCAAGUAAGCAGAUAACUGAAGAUUUUAGAACAAAAGCCAUUCGUUUCAUGGAAAAAGGUUAUCAAACAGAAUUAAACUACCAGACAUAUUAUGGUUCAUUCAGUGCUUUUGGAAGCACGGAUUUUCCUGCGAGUACUUGGCUUUCUGCAUUUGUUCUAAGAUGUUUACUCCAAGCUCGUCAAUUUAUUAGCAUAAGCGAAGACGUAUUAUCUAGAACAAAAAAAUGGUUAUUUUUUAACCUGAAUGAAGAAACGGGCAUUUUCCAAGAAUCUGAACAAAUUCUAAAAACUCGCCUUCAGGUUGGAUCAAAUGGUGUCAUUGCCCACAAUGCAUACAUACUGAUAGCUUUGCUGGAAGAUGAAAGCAACAAAAAUGUUGCAUACAGAAUGAAUAAAACAAUACAAUACCUUGAGAACAAGACAGAAGAAGGUAUUACCAGUAACUACACUUUAUCAAUUGUGGCCUAUGCUUUAUCAGUGGCCAAUAGCUCCAAGGCAGCAGCAGCACUCACUCAACUUAACUCAAGGGCAAACAGUACUGGGUUGCAAAGGUAUUGGUCUUCUGGAAUUGACCCAUCAAACGACUGGCAGCCCCUUUCUGCAGAUAUUGAGACAGCUGCUUAUGCACUGCUCUCCCACUGCCAGCAAAACAGGAUUGCGGAAGGCGUUCCUAUCAUGAAUUGGCUGAGCCAGCACAGAAAUCACCUUGGGGGAUAUUCUUCUACCCAGGAUACCAUUAUGGCUCUCCAGGCUUUAACCAAGUUUAUGACAUUGGUUCCAACUUCUAACAAUACUUCUCUGACUGUGUCAGUUACUGAUUCAGGAUCUAUUGUACCAAAUACAUUUAACAUCACAAAUGAAAAUCUUCUGGUUGUACAAAGUCAGCAGAUUUAUGCACUCGAGCCAUUGGAACUGGUUGUUUCUGCAGCUGGAGAAGGAGCAGCUCUUUUGCAGCUAAAUGUUGUUUACAACAGUAAAGGAGAAGCAGUUCCUUCAGAGGUAUUUAAGCUGAGUGCAACAGUAGAUGACAGCGAUAGCCAUAACCGGAUAUCAGUCAAUGUAUGCUCAAGCUAUCAAGGCCCAGAGAAAGAACCCGGCAUGAUUCUUUGGGAGGUUGAUAUGCUUAGUGGAUUCAAACUGGACCCCGUUGGUAUAAAUUUAAAUGACCCUCUUAAACUAGUGGAAACAAAAGAUGAGAAAGUGUUCCUGUACUUCGACUCUAUGAACGCAAUUGAGAAUUGUGUAGCUGUUCCUAUGGUUCGUACAUCGAUGGUUGUAGGUUCCCAACCAGCACUAAUCACAAUCUUAGAUUAUUAUAAUCCAGAAAUCCGUACAACAAGAAUUUACAAUUCAGAUAAACUAAGUAAAGCCACAGUUUGUGAAUUCUGUGGACUGAAUUGCAACAAUUGUAUAUCCAAUGUCACAACAUCUACGAAUACAACUGAACAGGUCUCGAAUAGCAGCGCUACUGCACCAAAACUUGCCAUGCUUUGGUUCUGCAUGAUCUGCAUGUGGUAUAUUCUCUAGCCAUGAUAUUUAGAUACAGAUUUACUUAAAAUAUUCUUUGUAUUCUUGCUUUAUGUUCAGUCUUUUAAUGCUACUUUUCUCCACCUAAUGAUCUGAAUUUUAAGUAAUCAUAUCUUAUAAUACCAAGUUUAGUGUAACCCAGAUUUAUGUCAGGCCAGAUAAUUGCAGAGCUGUAUUAAUCAAAACUAAAUACAUAUUGUUGAUAGGUUCUUAUAAGAUAAAUCAUUAUAAAUUAAUUCUUCUAUUAGAAAUUGUCAUUUUUUUAAAAUCUAUUUUUUCUCACUUUAAGUAUCAUAACAAACAGCUGUAGGGCUAUAUUAAAGGCCUUCCUUAUUAUAAAAUGAGUUCAAGCUAUAUACCUCUAGAUAGACACCAAAUAAAUAAAAGGUAAUAUAACCUGCAAGAGUGUACCCCAGCAACAACAUCAGAUUUGUUUAAUAUAUAAUUAUUUUUUACAAAUAAGAGAUUCUUACAAUUUAUAUUUUUGCCUGAAUAUUAAAACUCAACUGUUAUGUUUUGAAAAAAUAAAACUUUGUGAUGGUGAAA
Xenopus tropicalis (tropical clawed frog) is the source of this 4769-nucleotide messenger RNA. It is a transcript of the gene cd109.2, whose product is annotated as CD109 antigen gene 2. The record is from RefSeq and is a predicted model, not a curated record. The transcript is spliced from 33 exons. Bases 54 to 4223 code for a protein of 1389 amino acids. Gene Ontology annotation, molecular function: endopeptidase inhibitor activity. Gene Ontology annotation, cellular component: extracellular region. Lineage: Eukaryota; Metazoa; Chordata; Amphibia; Anura; Pipidae.